AUGGGCAUGGCGCCGCUUGCCGCUGGCCCGACUCUACAUCGGCCUUGGCGGCUGCGCAGACAACAACGACAACUGCAGCAACAGCAACAGCAACAGCAACAGCGCUCGCGUGGAACGUAUCGCACCCUGGAUGCCUAUGAACCUCCCGCAUGGGCUCGUACUCUACCGCACUGCCCGGAAACUCGACUUAACCUUUUAUUGGCCGAGACGCCCUUGCAUGCGUGGGCCCCCUUUGAGCAGCCCCACGGUGGCCGGCUCCUGAUCAAGCGCGAUGACCUGACUCAUGGGACGGGGGCGGGCAAUAAGCUGCGCAAACUCGAAUUCAUCCUGGCUGAUGCCCUGCAGCGUGGCUGCAGCGUGGUGACCACCUGCGGUGGCGUACAAAGCAACCACGCGCGAGCCACCGCCGUCCUCGCACGGGAGGUGGGCCUACACCCCCACCUCGUCUUGCGCGCUGGCUCCGAGGGGGAAGCCCCACCCCCGCAUCAUAGUCAAGGCAACUACCUACUCGAUGCCGCCCUGGAAGCCACCAUUUCCCUCGUUCCGCGCGGGGCGCCCUAUGCCACCGUGCUGCGACCCGUCAUGGCUGCCGACGAGGCCGCCUUUGAGCGCCAGGGUCGUCGCACCUACCACAUCCCCGUGGGUGGCUCCAAUCGCGUGGGCUUGUGGGGCUAUCUCGACGCCUGGGACCACCUUGAUGCUCAGUGUGGAGCGGCUGACAUAACCCACAUCGUCUUGUCCACGGGUUCGGGGGGCACUGCGGCAGGCCUCGCUCUGGCCAACUGGCUCACGGGCCGGCGCUACCGCAUCUGGGCCGUUGCCGUGUGUGAUAAUGCCGACUACUUUUACAACCACGUUCAGGAAACCCUCGAUGAGUUUGGUGUGACCGCGCAAGCCCGAGACCUUUUGACCAUUGUGGAGGGCUAUAAAGGAGAGGGGUAUGGACAGUUCUCCGACGAGCACCUGGCCAUGAUUCGGGCCGUCGGUGCCCGCACCGGCGUCAUCCUCGACCCCACCUAUACUUGCAAGGGUGUCCUGGGCCUGCAAGCCCUCGUCAAUGCCCACCCUGAUUUUGCCAACGUCAACACCUGCUUCAUCCAUACGGGUGGUGUCUAUGGUUUGCUCGAUGGCCGCGUGCACAUUGACAGCCUGUACCAAGCCCGGCGGCCGACGAGCGAAGCGUUUUGA
Molecule: messenger RNA, 1188 nt
Organism: Monosiga brevicollis MX1
Lineage: Eukaryota; Choanoflagellata; Craspedida; Salpingoecidae
Exons: 2
Coding region: 1-1188 (395 amino acids)
Molecular function (GO): D-cysteine desulfhydrase activity
Source: RefSeq, a predicted model, not a curated record